AUGAAUUGGGCUGUUGCGUUAGGCUUAUGCCUCACAUUAAUCGUAUCCUGGUUGCACUCAGUUGACGCGCUGAGGUUCGAAAUAAAGAGUGGCGAGACAAAAUGUAUCCACGAUGAGAUGGAUAAGGACGAAAUUGUUAUCGGUAACUAUGAGAUAACCGAUGGACCUACCAGCAAAGUUUCCAUCGAGGUCAGGGACAGCAAGCGUCAUACAUUCUUUCAAAAGUCGGACGCCACCAGUGGGAAGUUUACUUUCUCUUCUGAAGUUGAGGACUCUUUUGACGUUUGUUUCCACUGUGUUGGUGCAAGCGGAAUUGUUGAUACACGCGAGGUAUUCAUCGACAUCAAACAGGGCGAUGAGGCCAAGAACUUCGAUGCCAUUGCACAAGCCAAAGAUCUCAAGCCUGUUGAACUUGAACUCAAGAAGAUUGAGUAUUUGACCGAUUCUAUCGUCCGUGAUUUCGUUGCUAUGCACAAGAGAGCCGAUGCCAUGCGUGAUAUCAAUGCCUCUACACAUAGUCGUGUCCUGUACUUCUCAAUGUUUUCCAUCCUCUGUCUGGUCGCGCUUGCAGUUUGGCAGGUUCUCUAUCUUCGAAGCUACUUCAAGUCGAAGAAACUCAUUGAGUAG
Messenger RNA from Hydatigera taeniaeformis, 627 nucleotides. The record is from the annotation of a GenBank genome assembly. Lineage: Eukaryota; Metazoa; Platyhelminthes; Cestoda; Cyclophyllidea; Taeniidae.